UUUUUAGAAUGUCCUAUUGGAAAAUUUCGCUCCAAGGAAGUUAAUAUAUGUGUGCCAUGCCCUUCCAACUCCAAUGCCCCAAAAUCAGCUUCAGGGUUUUGUAAAUGCCUUCCUGGUUUCUAUCGACAUCCAUACGAUGGAAAGCAUAUGCCUUGUUAUAAACCGCCUGGACCUCCCACAAAUCUCACACUGUUAUUUGUUGAUCAAACGAGUGCAAUUCUAUCUUGGAAUACUCCCACGAAAGAAGUUUCUGAAUCUUCACCUCAUGUUAAACUAAAUAAAUAUCGCAGUGACGUUGUUUACAAAGUACGAUGUCUUUCGUGUUCAUCGAAUGUUGUGUACAAUCCAGCAUCAGACACGUUUAAUGAAACAAAAUUAACUUUAACGAAUUUAGAACCCGUAACAACAUACACCAUCCAAAUUCAUUCAUUGAACGGAAUUUCAUAUUUAGUGGACUCUGACAAUAACGGCAAUGAAUCUUUUGAUCAGCACAAUAAUUCCAUAAAUAUGGGUUAUAGUGAAGUAUUUUCCGAAAAUGCACUUGCAAAUAAUUUAAAAUCGUCGGGCAGUCUUGCUAACAGCCAACCUUACGAUUUAAGCCAAAUAAAAACGGAGUAUGCCGAAAUCAUAUUCACAACAGAAUCCGCUAUUCUUUCGACUGUGUUCAACGUUCGCGUUGUUUCAACAACAAGUAAAGAAGUCGAUCUCGUUUGGGACAAACCCGUGCAAAGCGAUUCUCCUAUUGAAUUUUAUGAGGUGCGCUGGUUUCCCAAACCAGAAUUGGAUGCAAUAAAUAAAACUGCUCUAAACACCAAGGACACAAAAGCACACAUUGAAGGAUUGAAUGAAAAUACAGAAUAUGGGUUUCAGGUGCGCUGCAAAACACUGAACGGUUAUGGUACUUACAGUAAUAUAGUUUAUGCGCAAACACACCAGGGUGUCAGUUUAGGUUAUGAGGAUUCUAUCCAUAUGCGCAUUGUUGCUGGCGCCACUGUUGCUGUUGUAUUCAUAUUAGUAUUGGUUAUUGUUGCUACAGUCCUGUUUUUACGUUCAAAGAACCAAGAUGACCUUGAUAAGAAAUCCAGCAAUCAUUUGCCUCUUCCAUUAGAUUAUACCAGCAAUGAAGGUAUGUAUACAAUUUUCAAUACAAUAACUUAAACUUUCACGUUUGAGCAUUUAAGAACAUAAUU
Rhagoletis pomonella (apple maggot) is the source of this 1190-nucleotide messenger RNA. Its product is annotated as ephrin type-B receptor 1-like. The annotation marks the transcript as partial. Gene Ontology annotation, biological process: axon guidance. NCBI's taxonomy places the organism in Eukaryota, Metazoa, Arthropoda, Insecta, Diptera, Tephritidae. The transcript is spliced from 2 exons. The record is from RefSeq and is a predicted model, not a curated record. Gene Ontology annotation, cellular component: neuron projection. Gene Ontology annotation, molecular function: protein binding; transmembrane-ephrin receptor activity.